Ziziphus jujuba (common jujube) is the source of this 1924-nucleotide messenger RNA. RefSeq names its product glyceraldehyde-3-phosphate dehydrogenase GAPCP2, chloroplastic. Gene Ontology annotation, molecular function: oxidoreductase activity, acting on the aldehyde or oxo group of donors, NAD or NADP as acceptor; NADP binding; NAD binding. Gene Ontology annotation, biological process: glucose metabolic process. The coding region runs from base 307 to 1599 and encodes 430 amino acids. The record is from RefSeq and is a predicted model, not a curated record. NCBI's taxonomy places the organism in Eukaryota, Viridiplantae, Streptophyta, Magnoliopsida, Rosales, Rhamnaceae. The transcript has 14 exons.
CACAGAGAUAUAGCGACACAACUCCAUAAGAAACUCCGCUGGAAAAUUUUUAAUUAUUUAUUUUUUUCUUUUCGUAUAUUAAAAAACAAAAUAGUAAAAAAUAAAAACAAAAGUAGUAUUUUUUUUUUUUUUUAAAGUUUAAAUAUUUCAGGGAGGAGGGGUAUUUCUUGGCUGUGCCAACUCCUAAAAGGCAUAUAAAGGGGGGUUCGGAAGACUGAUUGGGUUGGGGUUUGGUUGAUAUUUAGGGUUUGAAGAAGCAGAGGGAGGUGGGUGUUGUUGUUGUUGUUAAAACUUUUUGGUUCAACAAUGGCCCUUUCUUCUUUGCUCAGAUCUACUGUCGGAGCUUCUCUUGUCGAAGCUUCACGCUCCGACCUCUCUCACUCUUUCUCCGAUCGUUCCAAGGUCUCUUGCGGUGCUUUCAAUUGCAAUCUGAACUCUUCCAAAGUGCAAUCUAGCAUAUUUGGCACGGCUGUCCCAAGUGUAUCAUAUUCUACAAAAAAGUGUUGUAAUGCCAAGGUAAUCCAACCCAUCAAAGCAACAGCCACUGAACUGCCACCCACAGUUAAGAAAUCACAGACUCGUGGAAAGACAAAGGUUGGGAUAAAUGGUUUUGGUCGGAUUGGAAGGUUGGUUCUACGAGUAGCAACUUCUAGGGAUGAUAUUGAUGUGGUAGCAGUGAAUGAUCCUUUUAUUGAUGCUAAGUACAUGGCUUACAUGUUUAAAUAUGAUUCUACUCAUGGAAUAUUUAAGGGAGGCAUCAGGGUUAUUGAUGAUUCCACCUUGGAAAUCAAUGGGAAGCAGGUUAAAGUAUUGAAUAAAAGGGAUCCGGCUGACAUCCCUUGGGGUGAUUAUGGUGUUGAUUAUGUUGUCGAAUCUUCUGGGGUUUUCACAACAGUUGAGAAGGCUUUGGCACAUAAAAAAGGUGGUGCAAAGAAAGUUGUAAUAUCGGCUCCAUCAGCUGAUGCACCCAUGUUCGUGGUUGGAGUAAAUGAGAAGACAUACAAGCCAAAUAUGGACAUUGUUUCCAAUGCAAGCUGUACUACUAAUUGUCUUGCUCCUCUUGCCAAGGUUGUUCAUGAGGAAUUUGGUAUUCUUGAAGGCCUAAUGACAACUGUACAUGCAACUACAGCAACACAGAAGACUGUUGAUGGCCCUUCAAUGAAGGAUUGGAGAGGAGGUCGUGGAGCUGGACAAAACAUUAUUCCUAGUUCAACUGGUGCUGCAAAGGCUGUCGGAAAAGUUCUGCCAGAACUUAAUGGAAAGCUUACUGGAAUGGCGUUCCGUGUUCCUACUCCUAAUGUUUCAGUUGUGGAUUUAACUUGUCGACUUGAGAAGAGUGCUUCCUAUGAAGAUGUCAAAGCAGCCGUAAAGUAUGCAUCAGAGGGACCACUUAAAGGCAUUCUUGGAUUCACAGAUGAAGAUGUUGUGUCCAACGAUUUUGUUGGCGACUCGAGGUCAAGUAUAUUUGAUGCAAAGGCUGGUAUAGGCCUUAGUAAGUCCUUUAUGAAGCUUGUUACGUGGUAUGACAAUGAAUGGGGAUACAGCAACCGAGUUUUGGAUCUCAUUGAGCACAUGGCAUUGGUGGCAGCAAACUACUAAAUAUGAGUAGAGAUGAAAAGCUGCUAUGUCAACAUUUUUUUAGAGUUUGGCUGGAGAGGUAGAUAUACAAUUAGGAUUUUGGGUUUUUCUUUUUAUUUGAAUGAGAACAUUUGUUAAUAUGCGAGUUUAAAAUGUCUCGCAUAUGAUGCAAAAUGAAAAUAAUGAAAAUUCUAUAUGCACGAGCAUUCGACAUCUAUUUUGUCUGGAUUGUAUCAUAAUAUACAUUUUCAUUGGGGGAGGAUCCUGUUUUCUUCUUUCCGAUUAGGUUUGACAGGUUUAAAGAUGUUAAUUGGAUAUUUGAUGCCAAAAUAUUUCAUUUCCCUUC